Prionailurus viverrinus (fishing cat) is the source of this 2159-nucleotide messenger RNA. Its product is annotated as IQ motif and SEC7 domain-containing protein 1-like. NCBI's taxonomy places the organism in Eukaryota, Metazoa, Chordata, Mammalia, Carnivora, Felidae. Gene Ontology annotation, molecular function: guanyl-nucleotide exchange factor activity. The record is from RefSeq and is a predicted model, not a curated record. Gene Ontology annotation, biological process: regulation of ARF protein signal transduction; actin cytoskeleton organization.
AUGGGCUGGAAGCCUGAGAAGGGUGUCCAGUACCUCAUCGAACGUGGCUUUGUGCCUGACACGCCAGUGGGGGUGGCCCACUUCCUGCUGCAGCGCAAGGGCCUCAGCAGGCAGAUGAUCGGCGAGUUCCUGGGCAACCGACAGAAACAGUUCAACAGAGAUGUGCUGGACUGCGUGGUAGACAAGAUGGAUUUCUCUGCCAUGGAGCUGGACAAAGCUCUCCGGAAGUUCCAGGCACACAUCCGGGUCCAAGGGGAGGCUCAGAAGGUGGAGCGGCUCAUCGAGGCGUUCAGCCAGUGGUACUGCAUCUGCAACCCUGGGGUGGUUCGGCAGUUCCGGAACCCAGAUACCAUUUUCAUCCUGGCCUUUGCCAUCAUCCUGCUCAGCACAGACAUGUACAGCCCCAACGUCAAACCUGAGAAGAUGAAGCUGGAGGACUUCGUCAAGAACCUGCGAGGUGUGGACGAUGGUGAGGACAUUCCCCGGGAGAUGCUAAUUGGGAUCUAGGAUCACAUUCGCAAGCGGGAACUGAAAACCAACGAAGACCACGUGUCCCAGGUGCAGAAGGUGGAAAAGCUCAUUGUGGGGAAAAAGCCGAUUGGAUCCCUGCAUCACGGGCUUGGCUGUGUGCUCUCUCUGCCCCACCAGCGGCUGGUCUGCUACUGCCGGCUCUUCCAGGUUCCAGACCCAAACAAGCCCCAGAAGCUCGGGCUGCACCAGUGAGAAAUCUUCCUGUUUAAUGACCUCCUGGUGGUGACCAAGAUCUUCCAGAAAAAGAAGAACUCGGUGAUGUACAGCUUCCGACAGUCCUUCUCCCUGUACGACAUGCAGGUUCAGCUCUUCGAGGACCAGUACUACCCCAAUGGCAUCCGGCUCACAUCUGCUGUCCCCGGAGCAGACAUCAAAGUGUUAAUAAACUUUAACGCUCCCAAUCCUCAAGACCGGAAGAAGUUCACCGACUACCUGCGGGAGUCCAUCAUGGAAGUGCAGGAGAUGGAGAAGCACAGGAUACAGUUGGAGCUCGAGAAGCAGAAAGGCGUCGUGUGGCCCAGCAUGUCCCAGUGCUCCAGCCUCAAAGCGGAGUCCGAAGGGACGCUGAGCCGAGCCUGCCUGGAUGACAGCCACGCCAGCGGUGAGGGCCUCAAGCGCAGCGCCCUCAGCAGCUCCUUGCGGGACUGUUCCUACGUGGAAGGCAGCAUGGCCAAGCUUCCCAGCCCCAGAGAUGGACAGGCAGACCUGGGUGGACACCUGUACUGCAUUGCUGCGGGGCUUGACCAAGAACAAAUGUGUUCGGCUCGUGGCCAGGGCUGCACAGGUGGAAGCCUCCAGAACAUCAAUGGUGACCCAGGGCCAGGCAGGCGGCGGCCCGGCCUUGUGUCCGUGUCUAACCUCUGGUAUUGCAUGUUCUGGGCAAGGAGGCGAGGGCGUCGCAGCAGUGCGGGAUCACUCGAGAGCAAUGUGGAAGGGUCCAUCAUUAGCAGUCCUCACAUGCGCCGGAGAGCUACAUCAACACGAGAGUGUCCAUCUCGCCCACACCAGACUAUGCCUAACUCAUCCUCCCUCCUGGGCUCCUUAUUUGGGAGUAAGAAAGGGAAGCCCCCUCCCCAGGCCCACCCGCCCUCAGGCCCUCCCCAGCCACCCCCCCACCCACUGGGCCUGCCCCACGCGCAGCACUCUGGGGCCAGCCACCACCAGGGGCCUGCUGAAGGCCUGCCGCAGGCCCAGGUGCACGGGCACCAUGCCCAGUACUGCCACGUGCAGCAGAAUCUGCCCCCCUACCACCACCACCACCACUACCACCCCCAGCACAUCCAGCACGCACACCAGCACCACCAAGGCCCCCACGGGGGGCACCCACCCUACGUGGCCCACGUGCACAGCCAACCCACCACUCCUCGACCCAUGACGGCCACCCAGGGCCACACGGGCCACGGCCAUGCAGCGCACCACCACGGGCAGCCCCCCGCCCCGCCGCCCCCCACCAGCAGCAAGGCCAAACCCAGCGGCAUCAGCACAAUUGUGUAGACAGCCUGGGCAGGGUCCCAGACUGCCCCGGAACACCUGCACACCACACAGAGCCAUGCCCGAGGGCAGCUGGCCUCAGACCAGACCCAGGGCACCUCUGUUUCCACCUCUCCCCUCUGCUCCCUGCGGCCUGG